AUGAAGAACAACAUUGUGCAACAUCUACUGAAGAACAACCAAGGUGGUGUUCUUCAAAAAGGAGCAGUGUGUGAGGCAGCCGAAGCUUUUGCUGUCAAUAGGAAGACCAUUUCCAGACUUUGGAAGGCAGCCACAGAGAAGAUGGAGAAUGGAGAACCUGCACACAUGGUUGGAAAAGUUAAAGGAUACAAACGUGGAGAAAAGAAAAAAGUUGAUGAAGUAAAGGUUAGAUCACUCUCUGUCCUUGAAAGAUCCUCCUAUAGGGUGAUGGCACCAAAGCUUGGAGUUAGCAAAACUACAAUUUUUCACAUUGAUGAAAAGUGGUUCUACUUGACAAAAAGUGCGGAUAGGUACUACCUAUUGUCGGAUGAAGAAGAGCCACAGAGAUCAUGCAGAUCAAAGAGAUUCAUUACCAAAGUCAUGUUCUUGUGUGCUGUUGGCAGGCCACAUUUUGGCCCAAAUGGGGAAAGGCAUUUUUCCUUUCACAUAAAUGGUACCAGCACAGAGGAAUUCCAAGAACAGACCAAGAGGCACAUUGGAGACAAAGCUCAUUCCAGCAGUGACACAAGCAGUGACAAGGGAGUGGCUCAUCAACAAGCCAUUCAUUCCAAAUGGCCUACAAGUGCAUCCAAAGAAAUUUACAUUCAACAAGAUAAUGUCAAACCACACAUAAGCACAGCUGAUCCAGAGUUUGAAGAAGCUGCCAACUCAAAUGGAUUCAAAAUCCAAUUGAUUUGUCAGCCACCUAAUUCCCCGGACACAAACAUAUUGGAUCUUGGUUUUUUCAGGGCUAUUCAAUCAUUGAAGGAUAAGAAAGCGUGCAGUAAUGUGGAUGAAUUGUUGCAGAAUGUGAGUAUGGCUUAUGAAGAGUUGACACCACAGACACUGAACAAAGUGUUCCUUACACUACAAAGUGUGUUGUCAGAGAUCUUGGAGGUGCAAGGUGGGAACAAUUACAGAAUCCCCCACAUGAACAAGGAUAGGCUGGAGAGAAUAGGGGCUUUACCCAAUGUGUUGGAGGUGGAAGAAAGGGUGGUGAGGGAUGUGUUGGAGUACCUAGCACUGCCUCAGAAUAAUGAUGGUUCUUCCCAUGAUAUUGGGGAUCUGGCCACUGCAUUUGGCUACUAG
Salvia splendens (bonfire salvia) is the source of this 1128-nucleotide messenger RNA. RefSeq lists its product as uncharacterized. The record is from RefSeq and is a predicted model, not a curated record. The coding region runs from base 1 to 1128 and encodes 375 amino acids. The transcript is spliced from 3 exons. Gene Ontology annotation, molecular function: nucleic acid binding. NCBI's taxonomy places the organism in Eukaryota, Viridiplantae, Streptophyta, Magnoliopsida, Lamiales, Lamiaceae.